AUGUCUGCUGUGCGCGGCUGCUGGUACGACGGCAUCCUCGCGACGAGCGCGGCGGCGGCGCCGACCAGCUACUGCCCCGCCGCCACCACCACCGCUGCUGCUCCGCGCGUCGCCUUUCUGGUCGGCGGCGUGGUGCGCGGCUUCGACCGCGAGCGCAUGCGGAAAUCCUUCUUGCAUCACGUCGUCGAGCCGCUCGCGCCCGAUGCCAAGAAUCGCGCCUUCUUCUUUGCGCUCAAGCCCCUGAGGAAGACGGUGAAGAUGGGAAGGAACGAUUUUGCCGAGAUCGACACGCAGAUGGCCGAUCUAAAGUCUGGCAUUCAGACGCUCUUCCCGGGUGCCUCUCUGCACGUUAGCUACCUCCCCGUGGAUCGGGAGGUCCUCAAGAAGCCACCGGGUCCGCUGAUUGCGCCGCCAGACAUGACGCUGCACCCGUGCAACUGCUCGUGCUUUGACUUGGUGCGCGAAUCCGUCGCCGGCUUCGUGUCGGCGAUCCGCCGCUCCUACGUCAUGAUGGAGGAGCGCGAGAAGGCGCAAGGGUGGAAGUUCGACCUCGUCGUCUUCACGCGGCCCGAUCUGCUCUUCUACAAGCCGCUCGCGCCGUGGUGCGACGUUCGCUGGAAGGGCGUCAUGAGCGGGAACGAGUUCACGACCGUCGGGCAAGACUUUAUGUACGUGCUGCCGCGGCGCGUCGCGACGGCGCUGGAUUCGAUCUUCAUGGGCAACAUUGCCACGCGGGCCGGCAGGAAUCGCGACCGGGAGAAGCCGGCUUGCUUCUUCGCCGCGACGGAGACGCUGGGGCUCACGCUCUCGCAGCGGAUGCUGCCCGGCAUCUCCUUCAAAACGUCCGCGCCUGGUCAGGACGCGGCGCUGGUGCGCAAGUUUGAGGAGGGCGACCGCACUUGCCCAGUCCGCCCGACGCACAGCGCGCCGCAUCAGGAAAUGGUCGGAAGCAGUUCGUGGGAUCGCGGGGCCACCCCGUCGGACGCCCAAGCGGCCAGGCGCUUCCGCGGCAAGCAACAUGGCCGCCACCUGCACCUCGUGACUGGGCAUGGUGGAGGUCGCGCGCGUAGGGAACGCAGGCCUGCUUGA
Molecule: messenger RNA, 1089 nt
Organism: Emiliania huxleyi CCMP1516
Lineage: Eukaryota; Haptophyta; Isochrysidales; Noelaerhabdaceae
Exons: 1
Coding region: 1-1089 (362 amino acids)
Source: RefSeq, a predicted model, not a curated record